CACGUUCGAAGGCAAAAUUCCACAUACUGGGCCCCGUCCCUCCAUGAAAAUCACAAAAUAAAGCAGCAGCCGCAGUCGCAGUCGCAGCCGCUCCGGCGAGCAGAUGUAAACGCUUCCAGCGAACAUCCACAUGGCCGCCGCCGCCGCCGCCGCCGCCUUCGCCUUUACCCACCACCACCGCUACCUUCUCCUUUUCUUCCUCCUCUACGGCCUCUCCUCCGCCGCCGCCGCCAUCGAUUUCCUCUUCGACUCCUUCGCCCCAGCCGACGCCUCUUCCAACCUCACCCUCAUCGGCGACGCACGAAUCGAUGGAUCCGUCCUCUGCUUCACCAACGAUUCCAACUACUACUCCUUGGGCCGUGUCUUUUACCGCACCCGGCUACGCACGGCCGCCUCCGGAGGGAGCCCCAACCCCUCCCUUUUCUCCUUCUCCACCUCCUUCGUCUUCUCCAUCGUCCCUGGGAUCGAGACCAGCCCGGGGUUCGGCCUCGCGUUCGUCCUCUCCAACUCUACCUCUCCUCCCGGUGCCCUCGCUGGCCAGUACUUCGGCGUCUUCAGCAACGCGACCCACCAGACGCCGGCGCCGCUCCUCGUCGUAGAGUUCGACACCGGGCACAACCCCGAGUUCGACGAUCCCAUCGAUAACCACGUCGGCGUGGACCUCAACUUCGUCGUGUCUUCCAGAACCGAACGCGCCGGCUUCUACCGCGCCAACGGUUCGUCGACAGCACCGGAGUUCCUCAACAUGCGAUCCGGGCGCAAUAUCCGGGCCUGGAUCGAAUUCAACGGGCCUCGAUACCAGAUCAACGUAACAAUCGCGCCGGCUGAGGAUCCGCGGCCUCCGCGGCCUCUGAUUUCUUACACAGAUCCGGUCAUCGCCAACUACGUGUCGCCGGAGAUGUUUGUCGGGUUUUCGGCAUCGAAGGUCCAGUGGGUGGAGGAGCAGCGAGUGUUGGCGUGGAGCUUCUCGGACACCGGAUCUAUGGCCAGGGAGAUCAACGUCUCCAAUUUGCCCAAUUUCUCUCCGCCGCCGCCACCGGUGUCGUCUGGCUCGCCAUCUGCAGGGCUAAUUGUUGGCAUCUCCGUCGCCUGUAUCGUUGUAUCUGUCUGCUUCGCAGGGAUUUACUGGUACUGUAGGUGGAGGAGGAGGGUGAAGAUCCGGAAAGAGGAAAACGAGGAUGAAGAGGAAUGGGAGUCGAAGUAUUGGCCGAGGAGGUUCAAGUACGACGAUCUUUGGAGCGCUACCGAUGGGUUCUCCAGGGAGCGUCUUCUUGGUUUCGGUGGUUUCGGCAAGGUCUACAGAGGAGUCCUCCCCGCUUCGGUCGGAGAGGAAGGAGUCAACGGAGGGAGCAGCGGCAGAAGGGUAAGAGAGCACGAGACGAAGGAAGUGGCGGUGAAGUGCGUGUCUCACGAUUCGAAGCAGGGGGUGAGGGAGUUCAUGGCGGAGAUAUCGAGCAUGGGGCGGCUGCAGCACCGGAGCCUGGUGGACAUGAGGGGGUGGUGCCGGAAGGGGAACGAGCUGAUGCUGGUGUAUGAGUACAUGCCGAACGGCAACCUGAGCCAGUGGCUGUUCCCGGAGGGGCAGCGAGGGGCGCCGUUGGGUUGGGAAUCCCGGCGGCAGGUGCUGGUGGACGUGGCGGAGGCGCUUCUGUACCUCCACCAGGGGUGGGAGCAGGUGGUGCUCCACCGGGACGUCAAGUGCAGCAACAUACUGCUGGACGCCGGCAUGCGGGCGCGGCUGGGCGACUUCGGGCUCGCCAAGCUCUACGAGCGCGGCGUGGCGCCGUGCUCGACCCGGGUGGUGGGGACGCUGGGUUACCUGGCGCCGGAGAUGGCGAUGGCAUCGGCGCCGACGGCCGCGGCGGACGUGUACAGCUUCGGAGUGGUGGUGCUGGAGGUGGCGUGUGGGCGGCGGCCGAUCGAGAGGGCGGAAAGGGUGGAGGACGAUGACUGGGUGCUGGUGGACUGGGUGCGGGAUAUGUACGCGGAGAAGAAGCUGUUGGAGGCGGCCGACAGGCGGAUGCAGCAGUUCCCGAGGGCGGAGAUGGAGCUGGUGCUAAAGCUGGGGCUGGCGUGCUGCCACCCAGAUCCGGAGCAGCGGCCCACCAUGAAAGAGGUGGUGGAGCUGCUCCUGAAUGCCGAUAAUGUUACGGCUCUUUGAAAAUUCUGUUUUUCCUUGACCAGCAUCCUCUGGGUCGUCAUCGCAGAUUGAACAAGAGAAUGUGGCCGGAAAUCAAAUCUUAAUCCUCCAAGAACAGACCGCAUCGAGGCUGUUUGAUAUAAUGCCUUCGAGAGAGCGAGCAGAAGGCUACGCUGUCUAUAUUCAGUUUUUUUUCAAAAAAAAAUGAAAGGGAAAUUAUGUAUCAUCUAAAGAUACAACAAAAGAUAUGAGUUCAAAGAUAGGUAUUUGUUACGAUGAAA
This is a messenger RNA of Zingiber officinale, 2421 nucleotides long. RefSeq names its product L-type lectin-domain containing receptor kinase S.1-like. The transcript has a single exon. Gene Ontology annotation, molecular function: ATP binding; carbohydrate binding; protein kinase activity. The record is from RefSeq and is a predicted model, not a curated record. Bases 131 to 2161 code for a protein of 676 amino acids. Gene Ontology annotation, biological process: protein phosphorylation. NCBI's taxonomy places the organism in Eukaryota, Viridiplantae, Streptophyta, Magnoliopsida, Zingiberales, Zingiberaceae. Gene Ontology annotation, cellular component: plasma membrane.